AUGGCAGCUUCAGUUCUAGAGGCAGGGCUGCAAUCGCUCAAACUCGACGAUCCAUUCUCGUCGCUGAUCGCCUUUGAACCAUUUGAGCUGCCUUGGAGCAACCAACGUAUCCUCGGAGCCCCUCACCCCAAGGACACUGUCAUUCCUCUGGCAUUGAAGCCAUCCACUCACGACGAUGCCGAAGUUGACCUGGAUACCGUGGUGAACAGCAUGAAGUCCCUCCAGGCUCGGGACGGCACUCUCACCAAAUUACUUGCGCGUCACGGAACACUUCUCUUCCGUGGGCUGCCCAUCCACAACGCCCAAGACUUUAGCAAGUUCGCGCAUGCUUUUGGAUACCAGCCACAUGAAAUCAUUGGAAUAGUCGUCGACAGACCAUUGCUGGCCCCCAACGUGGCACCCGCCAACGAGGCGCCCAAGGAAGUGCUCAUUUACAACCACAAUGAGUCUCCCCAGGUCCCUCACGCGCCGGAGUAUAUCUUCUUCUACAGCCACCGCGCGCCCGAGAAGGGUGGUGAGACGCCCAUUUCGUCGUCGCUGGAGUUGUUCCACCGAGCACAACAGGAGAUCCCCGAGUUUAUCACCGAGCUGGCGGAGAAAGGCAUUCUUAGCAAGGUCGCUUACAAAGUAGACAAGCAAUAUGCUGGCGGGUCAACUCUCAAACAAGCGUUUGGAAAGGAAAUCCAAGACGGGGAUGACGAAGCCACCAGGCGGGCCAAGAUCGAGGCCCAGAUUGUCCGGUACAACAGAGGCAAGCACACCACAUGGGAAUGGAGCGAGGACGGCUCGAUCACCCUGACGCAUCGGCUCCCAGCCAUCCGCACACAGCCGGAGACGAACCUGCCCACGCUCUUCACCGGGCUGGCGGCCAUCUGGAAGAACAACAAGUCGGGCGAAACCCAGGGUAGGAGAAACAACACCCAGCAGCUCUUCGGGGAUGGCACGCCCAUCCCAGACAAGUACCUUGGACAUCUGGCGAAGAUCACCGACGAGAUCCGUGUCCUUCACAAGUGGCAGCGUGGUGAUGUGUUGGUAUACGACAAUAUCAUUGCUCAACAUGGUCGUCAACCGUGGGAGGGCGAGCAAAGUGACCGGGUUGUCCUGGCCAGUCUGUUUGACGGAGAAAAGGUCCCUGGCGCGUACGGCACGCAAGAUUGGGCUCAGGUCGUUCAAGCUCUGGAUGGUUAA
Molecule: messenger RNA, 1188 nt
Organism: Capronia coronata CBS 617.96
Lineage: Eukaryota; Fungi; Ascomycota; Eurotiomycetes; Chaetothyriales; Herpotrichiellaceae
Exons: 1
Coding region: 1-1188 (395 amino acids)
Molecular function (GO): oxidoreductase activity
Source: RefSeq, a predicted model, not a curated record